AGCCCACCCGUCAUUCUACACACCAACGUAGUGAACCGUUGAGCGCUUGCCGUGGAGCGAUCUCGGCUCAGUUGUGCUGCGAUGCGAAGUUGCCUUAAAGGUAGUUCUCUUCGUUGCCCCAGUCGUUCCACACCUUACUCUUGUCCUUAUAUCCUUACUGAUAUUCUGACUAUUCGCGUUUCACUCCCACACUCGUUUGCCUAUAUACAGGCAUCCUCAUAAAAUAAUGUCUUUCGCUCUUCUCGCUCUUGGUGCUAUCGGCCUCGUUGCCGCGCAAGCCAGCGAAACUCCCAAGCUCACCGCGGAAUGCGUUGACACAAUCAUCUUCUUCGCUCGUGGAAACGAUGCUCACUACCACGACGGCCGCACCACGCCGUUCCUUGAUGCUACCUGCGCCAAGAUCGUUGCUGAGGGCAAUACCUGCGACUACAUCGACAUCCAGUUUGACGUAACGCUCGGCGGCCCCUGGUGCGCGCAAGUGAGCGAGGGCAGCACCAACGGCAUCUCACAGAUCACUGCAUACCAGGCGCAAUGCCCCUGCACGCACAUUGUGAUCGGUGGGUACUCGGAGGGAGCCAACGUUGUGGGCGACACGCUUGCGGGCGGUGGGUGCUCGGAUUUCACCACUGGAAUUGAUCCCACGUCUGCUGCUGGACAGGCCAUUGCUGCUGCCGUCGUAUGGGGAGAUCCCCGACACGCUGCCGACCAGUCCUACAACGUCCUCGACGGAUCCUCUCUGCAGGCUGCAGGCCGCGAUGCCGAGAGCCUUGCGCGUCUCCAGGCAUAUGCGUCUGUUCUCCGCAACUACUGCGCGGCAGGUGAUCCCAUCUGCGCUGGCGGUGACAACGUCACCCAGCACUUGAACUACUUUGACCUCUACACCGACGACGCCGCGACCUGGGUCGUUGGCAAGGUCGAUGCUGCCGCCGCUCUCUGCGAUGCCACCAGCUCCUCGGUUGCUUCCGCUGGAGCCACCACUGCUUCAUCAGCGGCUGGCCCCGUUGCCGCCAACAGCACCUCCAAUGCCGUCUCCAUCGCUACCUCCAUUGGUGCAACCCAAUCCGCAAUCGCUACCCCCAGCGGCGCCAAUGCCUCCUCCAUCGCCACUGUGUACUUGUAAAGAUAUAAUAGAGGGAUAGUGUAUUUAGACUAGACUGGAUCCAUCCUAGAUCAAUGAAGUUACGAGAAGAAUGAACGAAUCAGAAUGCAUCCAUGAGCAUUAGCGAGGGCAGUGUGCAAUG
This is a messenger RNA of Paraphaeosphaeria sporulosa, 1241 nucleotides long. Its product is annotated as alpha/beta-hydrolase. The coding region runs from base 227 to 1120 and encodes 297 amino acids. Gene Ontology annotation, molecular function: hydrolase activity. Lineage: Eukaryota; Fungi; Ascomycota; Dothideomycetes; Pleosporales; Didymosphaeriaceae. The record is from RefSeq and is a predicted model, not a curated record. The transcript has 2 exons.